AUGACAGCCUUGGCACAGGAAUCAGGAUCAGUUCUUCCCAAGGCUAUUCGAAUCACCCCAAGUGUGCAGACUCGGCUGAGCACCUACCAGACUGACCCAGUAGUGCAUCUGAGCAGUUCAUCCUGGCUGCUGUGUGUCCGCAGUAAAGCAGGCAAACUUACACAUGCAUCAGCCAGUAACAAUGAGUUGGUGUUUCACCAAGUUCCACAGCAAAAUAAAGAGCAGAUCGAGUCAAUGUCUGCCAUCAGUAAUAGAACAACAUCCAGAGAAGCCUCAGCGCUGCGCGGGCCGUGCGUGUGGUGCCUGCGCGCCACCGGGUCGCAGCCCUCGGCGGGUGGGGGCCACCGGCCGGAGGAGCUGCCCCGAGCCUUCGACCCGUCGCUGCUGGAGUUCCUGGUGUGUCCUCUCUCCAAGAAGCCGCUCCGAUAUGAAGCAUCAACAAACGAAUUGAUUAAUGAAGACUUGGGAAUAGCCUAUCCAAUCAUUGAUGGGAUUCCUAAUAUGAUACCCCAGGCAGCCAGAACAACACGUGAACAUAAGAAGCAAGAAGAAAUGGAGCAGCACUAAGAUGAUAAUUUAAAAACAAAAA
Molecule: messenger RNA, 589 nt
Organism: Dipodomys ordii (Ord's kangaroo rat)
Lineage: Eukaryota; Metazoa; Chordata; Mammalia; Rodentia; Heteromyidae
Gene: Pyurf
Product: PIGY upstream reading frame
Exons: 4
Coding region: 1-567 (188 amino acids)
Source: RefSeq, a predicted model, not a curated record